Molecule: messenger RNA, 2752 nt
Organism: Drosophila grimshawi
Lineage: Eukaryota; Metazoa; Arthropoda; Insecta; Diptera; Drosophilidae
Gene: Reph
Product: homeobox protein 2
Exons: 4
Coding region: 1118-2434 (438 amino acids)
Source: RefSeq, a predicted model, not a curated record
GAGCGCAGCGCUAGCCGGUGACGGGUGAUGAUAGUAAUACGUAGUAGUAAUAAGUCGGCGAGCCGAAAAGUCUGCCAUAAUCGAGAGAGAAGUGCAACAACCAAAUAAAAAAAAAAAAUAGUGCAACUGUAAAGUGCAAUUGUUUUGCAAAACAAUAGAAAAUUAAGCAAAAUCGAAAUAUGUAAAUUCAAAUGUAAAAAUCAAUCAAUGCAACGAAAUUAGCGUUGCGUGUGUGUGUUUUUUUUUGUCGUUUCUACAAAACUCCUGCCAUGUCUGCCAUGGAUGGGUCGUCCUGUUGAAGAAGAACUUUUUGCUUCCGCAGUACGAAACCGAAAAUCGAUAAAUUCGUGCUGUAUAAGUUACGGCAAAAGGUGCGCGCUCGUCUCGUCUCGGUUCGGCUCGGGUCGCUUUGGUUCGGGCUUGGGCAACCGUCUUCUCUUCUUCUUGUUGUUGUUGCUGCUGCUGUGGGUCGGUGCAGAUUGCAACAACAAAAACAACAAGAAAAAAAACGCCGCGCAUGAAACGUGAUUGAAAUUAUUGCAAAAAGAAAACGGCGCUUACACGCGCCAAACAGGCGCGCGUAGGCGGCAAACAGUGAAAGAGAGACAGCGAACGCGAGAGAGAGAGAGAGAGCGAGAGCUAGUGAGUGAGUGAGCGCGCAUUGAGCCUCUCGAGUAAAUCAGGAAGCAAAGUAAAGGCAAAAAAAAUAACAAACAAAAAUACAUACACUGACUGGCGAAUAAAUAGAAACCGAAAACACGAGUGUAAAACGUAACAGCACAAAAAGUACUAGCAUGUAGUAAUGUAGUAGUAGAAGCAAGGAACAGAGCGAGAGCCGAGAGCGACGAGAGCGUGAGGACGACCCCACGGACACUCAACAGACACACAUACAUACAUACAAACACACUCGCACAUAAAGACAUACAAAAAACGUGGGCGUCGCAGCCGCCGUCGCAGCUGACGUCGACUUUGUCGUAGUAAGUUUUUCUGUGUUGUGGGUGCAGUGUCGUCGCGUAAAUACAAACGUGUGUGUCUCUGUGUGUGUGUGUGUGUGCCUGUGUGCGUGCGUGCGUUUGGAAUGUGUAAUAAAUAAAACAAAAGCACACAGCGAAAAAUCAUGAUAAAGUUUGUCAGGCACAAAAAUCGUGAGAAUUCAUUAAAGGCAUCGAAAAAUUUUCUGCGAAAAAAGCGUGAAUCGAAUGACUCUGGCACCGAAUCUGAUGGUGAACUCCUCGAUGUGGAAAACAAACGUCACUUAGACGUGGAUAUGGAAACUAGUUUGAGUUCCUGUACGGAUGCAAAUUCACCAACAACCGAUACUGCAUGCUCAUCGGAGUCUUCGGCGCAUGCUGCUGCUGCUGCUGUUGCCGCUGUUGCUGCAACAACAAUGAUGUGUCACCAUCAGACAACGUCGUCGUCCUCGUCAUCCUGCGCCCAUCUCAUGUACGACCAGCAUAGCUCCGAGGAGGAGCUGGAGGUCAUCAAUGGGCCAUCAGCGGUGGCAGCUGCAGCAGCAGCAGCGGCGGCGGCUGCGGCGGGAUCGUUGCAUACACCGACAAAAGCGACACACAGCAGCUGCACAGCAGCCGCGGCAUCAUCAUCGUCCUGUGUGUCGCGUCUAUCGAAUCGGGGUUGCACCUCAUCCCUGGACACAGAGGCGCCGCCAUCAUCAUCGAACUCGAAGCGUUCCAGCUCAACGCUGAUGGUUGAGAACCGUAAGCGUUCGCUGGCCCACAGCUCCGAUGAUGAGUUGCGCAACUCGCUGGAGCCGAUAUUGACGCCCGUGAAUUUUCGCACAUCGCCGCCAUUGGAGGCAUUUAAGCCAAAUCGUAGCCAUAUGAUGUUCCGCUCCACAACGCCACUGAUAUUAUCGGAGGCCAGAUGUGGCAUCGAAAAUAUUAAAUUAUGUGAUAAUAGUGUAAAUGACGAGGAGAACGGUGACGCCACCAACACCAACAACAGCAACACCAGCAACAAUGGCAACAACAGUAACAACAACAGCAACAGCAACAACAAAUGCGCCAAACUUGGUGGCCAAGUUGGCAACGAGAACGAGCCGAGUGUUAUUAAGGCGUGCAGCAGCUCGCUGAAGAUGAGCAACAGCUCCCAUCACAUUUACCAGCCGCAGCCCAAAUAUAGUUUCCAUUACAAUAGCUCCAGGAGCAGUCCGGCCUCCACAACCGGAUUGGAUAUGGAGGUGCGUUCGGUUAGUCCGCCAGCGAAAUUAUUUCAUUGCGCCAUUUCGCCGCGUCGACGUCCAAGCAACAAUGUUGCUGGCGGAGCAGCAGCAGCAGCAGCAGUGACAAAUGUAGCUGGUGAUGCUGCGGCUGCAGCAGCUGCAACAAAUAAUGCUGGCGUUACCGUUACACAGAGACUGCAACGGCCGCAUCGGCCGUGUUUAGAUUUUGAUAAGAUGCAGCAGGUGAGUCUCUAAUGCAGAGCGCGCUAACAGCGAAAAUGAAAGAUGAGCAGUGGAGAAAUGGAGAAGAGGAGAAAUGGGAAAUGGAGAAAGCAAAGGCAAAUCAAAGACUUUUUAUACACAACAACAGCAACAACAACAAAAACAUCCACAACAACAACAACCAACAACUGCAAACUGUAAAAGUACCUAAAAGCAGCCAGUGUUGUUGAACAGCACUGUUUCCAUACAGCACUGGUCAAACAACUAGGCGCACACAACACGAUCAAACUUAAGAACGUGUCAGGCAAACAUAAAAAAUAAACAACAAAAAAACAACAGGCAAACAAAAAA